AUGGCUUCGUCGUGUUCACGCUCAUUUCUGCUGGCAUUCGUCUUCCUGCUUCUUCAGGUAUGCUGCGCCUUGGAACUACAAGAGAUCCGCCCCUGGCAAGCGCAAGCGCGCAGGUCACGGUUUGGGAAGAGAGACACGUCUGGCCUCGAUCUUCGGAACGCGGAAAGCUUCCUCUGGGGAGGCGCGGACAACACUGACGCUGUACUCGGUAACUUUACUAUCUACGUGCCCGGCGAUCAUGAGCACAUUCUCUCCAUGGAAAAGUUUGAUGGUAUGCUCGAGUCGGUCGACUGCACGCCCAACGGGAUGACGUUGAAGUUUGAGGAUGACGGGACCUUUGCGUAUGCCCAACGAGCUUGGGACUGGGUCAAUGGGGCCGACAAUCACACCUUUCUCAUGGUAGCCGGCCGCGGCGACUGUGGAAACAAUAUUCGGAGGAUCCCAUACCUCGUCUCCUCCAUCGAAUACGACGAGGAUCUGAACAUUGCUCGGUUGAACGCUACGACGGGCGAGUGGAAAAGCCUCGCUCGUUCCUACGAACUCCUGGUUGGAAGCGUCGCAAUGGCGGGCGACGCUGGACUCAAGACGCGAGACAUAACCAAGGACGUAGCUAUGAACAUCGCGACCGCAUUUCCGUUCAAGGUGAAGGUGGAGAAGGGCCGCAUCUCCGCAGAGCUCGAAUGUGACGAGAAAGACUGCCACACGACGGGCAAGAUCAACUUCGAAUUUCGCAUCACCCAGAAUGUGGUUGGCAUUCCCGAUGGCGCAAGAUUCCGCAUGACUCCCAGGGGCGUGACUGCGCAAGCGCGACUGAAGCUGAACGUCGCGAGCAACUUCGACAGCCAGAAAGAACUUUGGAAAGAAACCGUCCUGUCAAUUCCGCUGAACUCGAUCAACAUCCCCGGCAACAUCUUAGAAAUCGGUCCUUUCCUCGACAUCGAUGUCGGUGGCGAACUUACCGGGUUCGAAGGGAGCGUGUCGAUAAUCUCGGGAGCUACGGCAACCUUGUCCAACUCUGCUGUCCUCCAGGCGGAUCUGCUGAAUCCUAAGAAUAAUGAGUUUUCGGGGUGGCUGCCAAGUGUUGAUGUAAUGCCGCUCACAAUCGAGGCCAAGGUCGCGGCUACAAUGCAGGUGUUUGUCAUGCCUGCUGUACGGAUGAGGAUCGAGGCUCUGGGCAAAGGUGUUGAAGCGGGACUCCAGCUGAAGAUGCCAUUCUUCGAGAUUAAAAUGGAAGGAGUAGCCGCUGCGGCCGGGGGAGUCUGCGAUGACCCGACGAAGACGCUCGGCAUAGAGGUAAAGCCCUCCUGCGGCGUCGAGAUCAAAUUCGCGGCAGGAAAGUCGAACAGCAAUGGCGAAGCUCCGGUCGAUGUCACGCUAGGGACCGUAUUAGUUCCCAUGGGAAAAGGUCUCUGUUACGGAUUCAAUCCGGACGCAGCGGAGGCAAGUCAGAGGCUGGACACUGUCCGGGCGCAGCGAACAUUCAGUGUUGCACCCACCCCACUGGCAGUGGCGCAAGCUGCACCGCCAACGGCUUAG
This is a messenger RNA of Coniosporium apollinis CBS 100218, 1536 nucleotides long. RefSeq lists its product as uncharacterized. Lineage: Eukaryota; Fungi; Ascomycota; Dothideomycetes. The transcript has 7 exons. Bases 1 to 1536 code for a protein of 511 amino acids. The record is from RefSeq and is a predicted model, not a curated record.